AUGGCGACAGCAUCGGCGGGCUUCCUCUUUACUAUGCUGACGGUAAGGACGCUGGAAGACGUUGUAUCCGAUGAAAAUAGCCAGCCAAUGCUCAUGAUGAUAUUUCUAGGUAACGCCGUCAUCGCCAACCACACACCGGACAACGCAACCGAUGUCGGCCAGGUCGCUUUCACCCCUGAUUCCUCUGGUCCUCUGGUCGGAAACCCAGCCAACGAGACCGGGUCUAGCGGCAAGCGAAGCAGCUCUGGCUCGUUCUCAAACCAGCAGCUGUUCAUCCCGAGUGCCAAUUCCACGGACCAUCAGGUCGGCUUCACCACCAGUGCAUCCUCGGAUCAGGUCACUACCAAGUUUGUCUGGUACGGACAUUUCCUUCUGGUCGAGACAGAUGAUGGCGGUUAUACUUCGCUGUUCUAUGCCAAGAAGAACAAAAAACAGGAAGGCGCGUAUUCUCUGCAGUGGAAUAUCACCGAUGAUGAUGACGAUAGCGAGUAUUAUUCUGUCUCAAUGAGAUCCAUUGCGCCAUCUAACGCGUGA
Molecule: messenger RNA, 534 nt
Organism: Penicillium brevicompactum
Lineage: Eukaryota; Fungi; Ascomycota; Eurotiomycetes; Eurotiales; Aspergillaceae
Exons: 2
Coding region: 1-534 (177 amino acids)
Source: RefSeq, a predicted model, not a curated record